AUGGAGGAGCGAGAAACUUUCGGACUCAUGGGCCGUCUGCCGUCAAAUAUGCAGACCCUUGAAGAGCAAGUUGAGAGGGCAUAUGAACAAUUCCUAGCACGAGAGGGAGAUUUGGGGAAGAACACUUUCAUGACGGGGCUCAAGGAGCAGAACGAGGUGCUUUACUAUCGGCUUCUCCAAGACCACCUCAAAGAAAUGCUCCCCAUAAUUUACACCCCAACCGAAGGUACCGCCAUCCAAUCAUACUCCCGUAUCUUUCGCCGGCCCUCCGGCUGCUUCCUCACUAUCACCUCACCCUACGAAAUCGAAUCCUCCCUCUCGAACUUCGGCAACCCGCAGGACAUAGACUACAUUGUCGUAACGGACGGCGAGGAAAUUCUCGGUAUCGGCGACCAAGGCGUCGGCGGCAUUUUGAUAUCCGUGGCCAAGCUCGCCCUGACGACGUUGUGCGCUGGCAUCCAUCCAGAACGCACGCUUCCCGUCGUGCUGGAUUGUGGGACUGAUAAUAAGAAAUUGUUGGGUGAUGAGCUGUAUCUUGGGAUGAAGAGGCUAAGGGUUAGGGGGAAAGAGUAUGAUGCUUUUGUGGAUGCUUUCGUCAAAGCGACCGGGAUGCUUUUUCCGAGGGCGUAUCUGCAUUUUGAGGACUUUGGGGUAGGGAAUGCGAGGAGGAUACUGGAGAGGUAUAAAGGGGAGAGAGCCUGUUUCAAUGAUGAUGUGCAGGGGACGGGAUGUAUUGCGCUGGCGGGGAUUAUGGCUGGGCUGCAUAUUUGUGGGGUCGCGUUGGGGGAUGUAAGGAUAGUGGUGUUUGGAUCUGGGACAGCGGGAAUAGGCAUCGCGGAGCACAUUAGGGAUGCGAUUGCUGUGGAGAAGGGGAAGGGGAAGGAUGAGGCUGCGAAGCAGAUAUGGUGCGUCGACAAGCCAGGUCUCCUCCUCAAAUCGCAAGGAGAAAAUCUCACGACAGGCCAAGUGCAAUUCGCGCGGGAUGAUUCGGAGUGGCAAGACAAAGCUCACAAUGACUUGUUGCAGAUUGUGAAGGAUGUGAAGCCUCACGUACUGAUCGGGACUUCGACCAAGCCAAAGGCGUUCACACGAGAGAUCGUGCAGGAGAUGUCAAGGCACGUAGAUAGACCUAUCAUCUUCCCUUUGAGCAACCCCACGAGACUGCACGAAGCCAAUCCACAGGAUGUGUAUGAAUGGUCUGAAGGUAAGGCUUUGAUUGCUACUGGCAGCCCCUUCCCUCCUGUCGAGUAUCAGGGGCAGAGGUAUGAAGUCGCGGAGUGCAACAAUUCGACCGCCUUCCCUGGCAUUGGUCUCGGCACUGUGCUUUGCCGAGCGAAGCUUCUUUCUGACAAGAUGCUCGUGGCAGCCGUCAAGGCCAUAGCGGCGCAGUCGCCAGCUUUGAAAGAUCCAGAUAAGGGUCUUGUCCCGGACGUUGAGAACGUGAGGGAGGUCAGUGUGGCUGUCGCUAAAAUGGUAAUCAAACAAGCCGUACAGGAAGGCCUGGCGACGCAGGAGGGGAUUCCCGAGGACGACAGGCAAUUAGAGAAAUGGCUGCGGGCACAGAUGUGGGAGGCGAAGUAUCGCCCUCUGAAACGGAUCUAG
Molecule: messenger RNA, 1602 nt
Organism: Bacidia gigantensis
Lineage: Eukaryota; Fungi; Ascomycota; Lecanoromycetes; Lecanorales; Ramalinaceae
Exons: 4
Coding region: 1-1602 (533 amino acids)
Biological process (GO): pyruvate metabolic process; malate metabolic process
Cellular component (GO): mitochondrion
Molecular function (GO): NAD binding; malate dehydrogenase (decarboxylating) (NAD+) activity
Source: RefSeq, a predicted model, not a curated record